CCAUCAGCGACAGCGUCACGUCCACUACCUUCUAUCGACGAACGUUCCUGAGGCAGCUUACUUAAUAGCACUUUGCGGCUAGAGCUAGCUGACUUUGCUUGCAAGUUUUCCGAAGGCCCUCUUGUAAUCUCUCUUGACUGUAACCGUCCAGACUUUGUCCAAGGCAUUAAGCAACAUGGCCAUCGCCGGUGCGACCGUGGACGACCCGCAGAGUCUUGGCAUCGCGGUGCUGGGCCUCGUGGUUGCCCUCGCCAUCUACACAGUUGUCAUUAUCAAGCCAGCCCUCAACAAGUACGCAUGAUCGGUCCAUGGCGAACGGCGCGGGCCUGAACCGUGCCCACUCUGGCGGGAACCAGGCGAUGCUGGCGAGCACGGCGCCCGGCGCCCAGCUCGCCUCGGACCCGGCCUCGGACUCCAGCUCCGCGGCCUCAGCGGUGCCUGCAGACAGAUUGCCAGGCGACCAGGCCUCGGGGGUUGCGGCUGCAGGUGGAGCUGCGGGCGGUGCUGCGGCGAUGCCCUCGGCCGAUGUGGCAACGCCCGCAGCUCCGACGCCUCCGCCUCCCCCCGAUCAUGGCCAGGCCAACGCAGGAGGCAGCAGCAGCAUUGCUGGUGAAGGAGAGGCCCGGGAAGUUGCGGAGAGUGAUGGUGCCAAGUCGGGUCCCGCUUCGGCGGGGACAUACGCCAUCGCACGUUCGGCGGCGGAGCCUGACCACGCGGCGGCGGGUGGGAUGGGUGCGGCAGCGGGCGGCGGUGCGAGUGAUGAAGGCGGUGUAGGUGGCGGAGGCGGUGGCAGCGGCAGCGGCACGGAGGCUGUUGCCGGUGGGAGCAGCGGCGGCGGUGGUGGCAGCGGCGGCCCUGCAGGUGCCGCUGCCGCUGUCGGGCCGGCAGCAAGCACCGGCACCGCGGCCGGCAGCGGCGAUGCCGGCAGAAGCAGCUCCACCGCUCCCACCCCGCCACCGCCUCUGCUACCAGACGUCCCGCUGGCACCCGGCACCACCCCCGACCGCACCACCCCCACAAACACCACCACCGCCACCUCCACCACCGCCACCUCCUCCACCUCGCCCAUACUCCAGCUGCCCUCCCUAGCCGUGGGCCGGCCCCUGGGUCCCUCCGCGUCUGGCGGCGGCGGCGCUCCCGGCGGGGGCCCCAUGCCACCUGGCGGCGGCGCUGCUGCUGCCGGCGUGUCGGGCCUGGUGGCUUCCUCCGCCGCCUCCCCCUCCCCCUCCGCCUCCUCCGCCUGGGGCCUGGUCUCCAGCUCUGUGGUGGAGCUGGUCAGCCGCGAGGUGAUCCGCAAGCUGAGGCUGGCGGCGGGGGCGGGCAGCGCCGAGGACAGACACGUGGUGUGUGAGGAGCUGUUCGCGGACAUCACCUGCCCCCUGGACGCGGCAGCCAUGGCGGCCAUGCUGGGGAGCGGAGGGGGGGCCGGAGGGGGGCCCGGAGGCUGGAGCGGAGGAGGAGGAGGGUGGGCAGCUGGGGGAGGGUGGGGCGGAGGAGGAGGAGCUGGGGGAGGAGGGGGCAGGGCGGCAGGCACGCCUACGGCGGCCGCGGCGGUGGCCGCGGCGGCGGCGGCGGCGGCGGCCGCAGCAGGGCCAGCGGGCGAGGGGCCCACGGCGGCGGCGGUGGGGGCGGUGGGGCCGCGCGCUGGCGAUAGCGGCGGCGGGGCGGCUGGUGGUGGCGGCGGCGGCGGUGGUUCCAGUGGCGGGCGAGGACGUCUCUACUACGAGGUGCUGGCGCUGCACUACGCCACUCGGGCGGGCGCCGACAGCGCUCGGGCGCUGCUGCACCUGUGCCAGCUGCAGUGGGACACACCCUGGGUGGCGCCCAUCUACUCGCUGCUGCUGCACAGGUUCCUGCUGCUGCCUCGGGAGCACGGCGGCGGCGGCAGCAGCUCCCCAGCCGUGUCGUCACUGAGUGGCGGCGGCGGCGGCGCCUCAGCCCCCGCCUCUCACGCCUCCCUUCCCGCCACCACCGCCUCCGCAGCCGCUCAGCCGACCUCCCCCGCCGCUGGCGCCGCCGCCGGCUCUGGCGGCGGCUCUGGCGGCGGCGGCUCCCAGGCUUCACGGCCUCAGGGCCGUGUCAGCUUCGCGCCAGCCGCUGUCACCGCCGCCACCGCUGCUGACAUUAGCACACCUGCCGCCCCCGCCGUCGCUGACAGUGACGGCAAGCUAGGCGCCGACGCAGCCGCUGCAGCCAAUGCUGCCGCCGCUGCUACAGCCGCCACAGCCGCUGCUACAGCCAGUGCCAUCGCUGCUACAGCCGCCAGCCAGCACCGGGUCAAGCACCUCAACGUGUUGGCGCACGGGGCGAGGCAGCUGCUGCUGGGGGACGUGCACUCGGGCCUGUUCCGCUUCCAGCCACUGUGGUGCUUCCUGGCGGGCGAGGUGGCGGGGCUGCCGCUACAGCCGCCCGGGCCCGGCAGUAGCAGCGGCAGUAGCGGGAGCGGUGGGGGCGGCGGCAGUAGCAGCAACGGCGGCAGGAGGAGUGGUGGAGGCGCACACGAGGGCGGCGGGGCCGCGCUGGAGGCCGGCAGUGCGCCCGACCCUCACGGCAGUAGCAUGAACGGCCGCCGCGAUGGCGCCAACGGCAGUAGCGGCGGCAGCGGCAGUAGCAGUGGCAGCGGCGCGGAGCCGGGGCCGGCCGGCGGCAUCAUGUGGGCGACUGCAACCGAGGCAGCGGCAGCGGCGGCCGCCGGCGGCGCCGCCUCCCCUGUGACGCCCAUUGACGCUGUGCCGGUGGCGGCGCGGCCGUGGCUGCUGGCGGUGGCGGCGGCGUUCCUGCCGUACUACUGCCUGGACGAGCAGGUGUCGGAGCUGGCACGCCGCUUCCCGCCGCCGGUACCGCCGCCGUCCGCCGCCGCCACCGCCUCCGCCAGCCCCGCCGCCGCCGCCAACGCCGCCUUCGCCACGGCGGCGGGCUGGGACUUCUUCGUGGUGGAGGUGACGGACGCCCUGGGCCGCAUCCACAGCGAGGCGGGACUGCUCAAGUACCUGCGGGCAAUUCGCGCAUUGGCACGACAGCCGCCGCCACCGCCGCCACCAGUAGCGCCGCCCCCGCCGCCGCCCCCGCCGCCGCCCGCCGCGCCUGCGGCCGCUGCAGCCGCCGCUGAGUCUGAGGCAGCGGCUGGCGCCGGGCCGGCGCAGGGCGCACCAGCAGCAGCAGCAGCAGCAGCUGCUGCGGUGGCGGCGGUGGUGGGAGAUGCAGCGGCAGCGAAUCGUGGCAGUGGGUUGGGAAGAGCGGGGCGAGGGUGGCGGGGCGGCUUUGGUCAGGCGACAUCGGUGGCCGCGGCCGGACCGCCGCCGCCGGCAGCGGCCCGACCGCGGCCGCCGCCGCCGCCACUGGCCGGCCUGCCCACCAUCACCAAACUGCGUCUGCAGAACGAGCUGUAUGCGCUGACCUCGGGCGGCGGGCCGCGGUAUGCGCCGCCAGAGGUCCGGCGCGCGGCGUUCGCUGCUUUGGACGCGCUGUUUCCUGGCGGCCGCUCGCUGCGGCGGCUGGUGCGCUGGGUGAGCCGCACCCUGCACAUGGAGUGGCUGCCCUCUGCGGCGGCGGCAGGGGGCCGGGGCGGCGGCAGGGGCGGAGGAGGAGGAGGGGGGGGAGCAGGAGAGGAGGAGGAGGGCGAGGAGGAGGUGGUGGCGGGCUGGCUGGGCGGCUGGGCGCUGGGCUGGAUCUACUGGCCGCUGCACUGGUGCACCGCCCUGUACGGCAGGAUCCUGCUCGCCAUUUUCCAGCUCAUCUACGGUCUGGUGGUCUGGCGACCCUGGCGGCGACCGGACCGGACCCCUGAGUCUGGCCUGGUGGGCGGCAGGUCGCCUGGUGGUCAGGCGGCGGCUGCGGCGGCACGUGGGCGGGCGGCGGUAGCGGCAAUGGCUCGGGGGCUGUCACCGGCCCGCAGCGGGCUUGAGGAGGAGUGGCAGAGCGAUGCGGGCCGGGGUGGAGGCGGCGGCGGCGGCGGUGGCGCAAGCACGUCUGUGCUGCUGCAGUCCCCCCACCAGCAGCUGCAGCGGCGGCCGGGGCAGUGGCGGUAGCACAGCGCCGCGAUGCCACCGUUAGCGCGGCAGUAGCAGUAGCAGCAGCGGGCAGCAGCAGCAGCAGCAGCAGCUGCAUAGGCGUGGCUGCGCAGCGGUGUGUGUGUGUGUGUGUGUAUGUGUUUCCGGGCAGGCACAGCGGGAGGAAGGCCGUGUGCGUCAUAAGGGUACCACAGAGCUGUUUGCGUGUGUGUAUGUGGGCACAGGCGGGGCGUGGGCGAUGGAUGGCCAGUGGGUCGCGAGCGGGUGUGCUCAGCGGUGUAAGAGCCUGGGACUGUGCGAGGUACUCGCGCAGCCACUCCGGACAGCCGGUCACACAUCGAACCAGGAGAGCCCGUGACCUUUUACGGAUCGCACGCAAUCAGAUGUGAGGACAGCGUCGGGCAGCUAGGAUGGAGCGCUCUGGGUGGUUGCAGUGGGGUAGCGCAGUAGGUCGGCCUGCUGCAUGACGGCGUGUUUCCUUUGGUCAAGACGUCAAGUCAAGAAAGCGUGGGGGGACAUCACGUUUGCUCCGUGCCUUUCCAAAAAGAGGGUAAAUGUUUGCGUGUGUGCUGCACAGGAGAAAUCUACUACGGUGAUAAUGAUGGAGGGGGAGGCACUCAUGGCAGGGGCCGGGGCACUGACACGCGUGCGUUUCGCAUCGGGCGU
Molecule: messenger RNA, 4676 nt
Organism: Chlamydomonas reinhardtii
Lineage: Eukaryota; Viridiplantae; Chlorophyta; Chlorophyceae; Chlamydomonadales; Chlamydomonadaceae
Exons: 11
Coding region: 309-4028 (1239 amino acids)
Biological process (GO): G protein-coupled receptor signaling pathway
Cellular component (GO): membrane
Molecular function (GO): histamine receptor activity
Source: RefSeq, a predicted model, not a curated record